Molecule: messenger RNA, 975 nt
Organism: Lindgomyces ingoldianus
Lineage: Eukaryota; Fungi; Ascomycota; Dothideomycetes; Pleosporales; Lindgomycetaceae
Exons: 6
Coding region: 1-975 (324 amino acids)
Source: RefSeq, a predicted model, not a curated record
AUGCUGGAAGACCCUGAUUCUAUGCGCUCUAUAGGUGAGAUAGACCCCGGCGCUAUGCUCUCUUUGGGAGAGGAAGAAGAACCUAGGCGCCUCCUUGCUCCUGCCCCACUUCCUCCAUUGCCGCGUCGGAAAAAUCCCGUCAUAGCAAGUGAGAUGGACAGGAAGUACUUCAUGCAUCUCGCGCUCUACAGCGACAUCGUGCUCACCGACUCCCUCAGAAUCCAUCAAGACACCAGCACACACGAUGAUUACACCGACAACAUCCUCGUCAUAGCACUGAACGCUUUUCACCUAACCGCAUCGGAUACAAGCCGGUGCAGUCUAAGGUACGUCAAGAUUGUAACUAAGAGGAAUUGCUUGAGCACGUACUACGCGUGUAAAAUCAUGUCUCUAGUCGUGAGAUGGGACGACACAGAUAAGUACCUGCAUAAAAUCUUCACAGGCGAGAUCUCACGAGAAGAGCAACCUACGCUUGGGUAUAGAUUCGCAGCAUGGAGAAGGUGUUUGCAAAAACGCUUCUUCGGAUUCGAGGAAACUAGGGUUUGGGAACCUGAUGAAAAUGGCGCUAUCUCUUCCCAUAAACUCCGCGCGAGCGGAACCCGACCCGAAGAUUCGAAUUGGGUUUCAAUUGGGAACGAACCCUCACGCCUAACGACUACAUAUUUACUUACUGGAUUAGGGAAAUGGAGUCUCCGUACUGGUGGAUUACGGGACCAUGCUGGCGGGACAAGGCCUAUGAAAGCGAAGCACGAACGCCUCACCAUUGGCACGUCUGACAACACCACGUCCCAGUGCACUGUCACUUCUGGUAGCUAUUCGCUUCGAACACUUCGGCAGAUAAGAAAACUGGGAGGUUCUCGCGGCUCUGAAGAGAAGAAGACACCUGAUAUUGGAGAGCAAGUGAGUGAUAACAAGAAGGGAAUGGUAAGUGACCUGAAUAUUGAGGAUAUGGUCCGAAUAUGCGAAAAGAAAUAG